AUGCCUGCACCUCAAGUAACGCCGAAUCCCAAAGAUGGUUCAAGAGCGCGCCGUGCGGCCAAGAUCCGACAGUGCUCAACGUGUGGUCGCACUUUCGCUAAGACGGAUCAUCUAGAGAGGCAUGUCAGAUCUCAUACCAAGGAGAAGCCGUUCAUCUGUACGAAAUGCGGCAGGAAAUAUGGUCGACACGAUACACUGCUUCGGCACCAGAAGGAGCACUUGGACGACCCUUCUGUCCUUGUCGCAAAAGAACAGCACCGUCCCAGCGAUGCAGUCACCGUCAGUACCUCGCAAGUCUUUGCAAGCAAUACCGCCGCCCUCGAUGUCACGGCAAGCUCGGCUGAAAGAAGCCAAGUAACCACCAACGACGCCUCGGUCGAUAUGUACCAGACCAACUUCAACUUCACGACCAGUCAUUUGAGUGGUGGGUUGGACAUGUCACUGGAUCCUUUCAGCGUCGAUCUCGAGACCCAAUUCCCUUCCUGGCUGCUUGAUAGCGACCUCCAUAACGGCAUUUUAGAUACUCCUUUGGUGGCGACUAUGGCAGAGCUGCGGCCUGGCUGGCCAGAAAGCCCAAAUACCACAUUCGGUGGGACUACUAGCUACAGGCCUGUGUCGAGUAUGAAACGGAUCUGGUUCACAGCAAACGACGACUGCGACGACGUCAUGCCUCAGUCAGGACCUACAACACCUCCUGGAUCUCGCGACGAGGUAGACGACUCGUACCGGCAAACACUGACACAAAGCCUUCAAAUCCGACCCAUGAAGGAACAGACCGCUCUUCCGUCAGCAGAUUUCCUCAAUCUUUGCGUCAGGUCAUAUUUUGCACGAUUCCAUCCUGUUUUUCCAGUCGUACACGCCCCGACAUUCCGCCCUUCGAAGGCGAAUUCGAUGGUACUGUUGUCUAUCUGUUCCGUGGGCAGCCUCUUCACUGGAUCAGUACAUGCAGUCCGCCAAGGCGUUCAGAUAUAUGACCGGCUACAUAAAGCAGUGCUUGGCAAUUGGGAUCGGCUCAUUGCCCGAGGGAUUGACCAGAAAAUUUCGCUCAUCCAGACUGCUAUCAUCGGACAAACCUUCGGUCUACUAUCUGGGGAGCCGAGACAUCUUGCAAUUGUCGAUGCAUUCAACGGGACAUUGAUCUCAUGGGCGCGACGUUCUGCAACGUUCAAGACCAAAAAGAUAGUCGGCCUCGACCUCAACGUGUCCUCGGCGGAGCUGGAUAAGAAGUGGCGAGAAUGGGCGAGAAACGAAGAACUCAUCCGAAUCGCGCUGAGCGUCCAUAUCCACGAUGCGGAACUCGCCGCCAUGUUCCAUCAUGAGCCUUUUCUCCGCCACAAUUCUCGUCAGCUACCGGUCGCCGCAUCAAACCAGACAUUUAUGGCCGUUCGGGCGGAUGAGUGGCGCAAGGCAUACCUCAGCGACCCAAGCAACCUCGAAACUAGCAAUACGACGCCGGCCUCGAUUGAUGAGCAUCUAGACUUCGACCUCCUCGCCAUGCCCAACAGCAGCUACUUUACAGCUUAUACCGUUCUUGAAGGCAUCUGCGCUAGUAUAGUGGAAACCGGGUUGAAUGGGUCAACGCAAUCGAGGCUUGAUGAGAUCCUGACCACGUUGAUGUCGUUUCAUCGACACUUCCUGCAGGAAUCAGCCGCCUGGGAAGCAGACCAUAUGGACAUGAGCAUAUUGUGGCACCUUGCAUUUAUGAUUAUGUUUGCUGAUUUUGACCUCCUGGAGCGAGCGAUUGGCAGAGAUGGCUCUGAGCUCUCAGCAGAAGACCUGCAUGCAGUCACGCUAUGGGCAAACUCAGACCAAGCCCGGCGGUGCGUCAUCCACGGCUUGAUCAUCCAGAAAAAGCUGGAGAACUUGCCCCUCGGCUUUGAGCCUGCAAUCCAUGUGCCCAGAGCAAUGUUCCGCGCAGGUAUUGCGUGGUUUUGCUACACCCGAUUCGGUUCUGAGCAGAAUGGUGGGCAACGAACAACAGCUACCGCCGAGAGCACAGAGUACCCCGAGUUCAAACUAAUCGGCGUCAAUCCCGCCUUACUGCUCUUCCAAGCCAGCGGUUACAAACACGGGAAGCCUACGACGACCGAGACCAACGCAUCACUCAGCGGAUUGACUGAUCUCUUGAGGCGGAUAGGGCAUUGGGAGAUUGCGAGAAGAUUUGCCGCCAUACUAGGAGCCCUACUGCAUGACGAAGCCGAAUGA
This is a messenger RNA of Cladophialophora yegresii CBS 114405, 2205 nucleotides long. RefSeq lists its product as uncharacterized. The record is from RefSeq and is a predicted model, not a curated record. Gene Ontology annotation, biological process: regulation of transcription by RNA polymerase II; DNA-templated transcription. Gene Ontology annotation, cellular component: chromatin. The transcript has 2 exons. Gene Ontology annotation, molecular function: RNA polymerase II cis-regulatory region sequence-specific DNA binding; zinc ion binding; DNA-binding transcription factor activity, RNA polymerase II-specific. The coding region runs from base 1 to 2205 and encodes 734 amino acids. NCBI's taxonomy places the organism in Eukaryota, Fungi, Ascomycota, Eurotiomycetes, Chaetothyriales, Herpotrichiellaceae.